AAAUUGUCAGCCAGUGAGAGAAGGCCCUUCACGCCUGAUUCGGUGCAAGAUUCCCUCCACCUUCUCCACCCAUGACUUGACCUGUCCUCGACCCGGACCCGGAUUUAUAAAUUCCCAUUUCUCGGGAGAUUACCAAUAUUUGCAUCACAUUUCGUGAAAUUUGUGCCUGCAUCAAAGGAUGACAAUUUCUUCGGGUGAAAACAGCACUUGUUCUCUGUCUCAACUUGCUCCUGUCGAGGCAGUGCUAUUUGAUGUUGAUGGAACUUUGUGCGAUUCAGAUCCCCUCCACUAUUAUGCUUUCCGUGAAAUGCUUCAGGAGAUUGGCUUCAAUGGUGGCGUCCCAAUUGAUAAGGAAUUCUUUAUCAUGAAUAUUGCUGGAAGGCACAAUGAUGAUAUUGCUUCUAUUCUUUUCCCUCAUGAUUAUGAAAAGGGUGUAAAACUUUGUGAUGACAGGGAAGCUAUGUUCAGAAGGUUGGCUAAGGAGCAGUUGAAACCUGUAAAUGGUUUGUACAAAUUGAAAAAAUGGAUAGAAGACCGUGGUCUGAAACGAGCCGCUGUUACUAAUGCUCCUAGACCAAAUGCUGAACAGAUGAUCUCAACUCUUGGACUGUCAGAUUUCUUCCAUACUGUAGUUGUUGGAAGUGAUUGUGAACAUGCUAAACCAUUCCCUGACCCCUAUUUGAAGGCGCUUGAAAUUCUCAAUAUCUCCAAGGAUCACACAUUUGUAUUUGAGGAUUCUGUUACGGGAAUAAAAGCGGGGGUUGCAGCAGGGAUGCCUGUUAUUGGCUUGACGACAGGAAAUCCUGCACACUUGCUGAUCGAAGCAAAGCCUUCUUUUCUAAUUAAAGAUUAUGAAGAUCCAAAGCUUUGGACCGCUUUGGAAGAGCUUGAUAGAAUUGGUAGUGUGACAAAAGGUGCAGCUUAAACCAUGCAUAUAUUGCUUAUGAACCAGGGAGAAUCCCCCUAUCAAGUUCAGUUCAGUUUGACGGCUAUUUUGUAGGAGAGUUUUUUCAUUUAUCUCAUUUUCUCAUUUUGAAUCUCAGUACAAGGCAUGAUCUAGUUGAUCAGUAUUGAAAUUCCCAAGUGGAAUAAUAAUUUGGAGUUUCUAGUCAUGUUAUGAUUUUUGAGAACAUUUUCCUAUUCUAUAAAUUGCAAUAAUUUUUGUUACA
Molecule: messenger RNA, 1169 nt
Organism: Olea europaea var. sylvestris
Lineage: Eukaryota; Viridiplantae; Streptophyta; Magnoliopsida; Lamiales; Oleaceae
Product: haloacid dehalogenase-like hydrolase domain-containing protein Sgpp
Exons: 5
Coding region: 179-925 (248 amino acids)
Source: RefSeq, a predicted model, not a curated record